AUGCUGCGCAAGAAAGAAACCCUCACCAUCAUCACGCCGAUUCCCGGCUUCAUCCCUCGCCAGCUCGCCAUCGAUCUCCUCCACUCCCACAGCGAGAUCAUCACCCUCAACCCCCUCGUAAUCUCGCACAAGCCUAUUCCCGCACCUCGCAAUGCCGCCGCCGACGAGUACUACAGCACCUGGUACGAGAUCACCGAGCGCAUCCAGUAUAUCCCCGGCAUGGGCAAGAUUGGCUCUGGCAAGCUCACCUUCAACGGCUGUUUCCACGAUAUGCCCUGGGGUAUGCAGUCACACAUCUAUAUCCCUCUCGGCGUCGACAUGAGGAAUCGCUACCGCGUCCAGGGCAACCAGCCAGGAAUUGAACCUCCGGAGCAGCCCGAGCUUGGCCUUGAGGAGUUGGGUGCACCCAAGGAGGGACUGUAUCUGCGCACCGACGUCGACCUCAAGUGUAACAUUACCAUGAUGGGCUUUGUCAAGGCCGAAUCGAGAAAGGCCAGUGUGGAGAUGGUUAACCGCAUGGUCAAGAAGGCAGAGCUGCUUGAUGCCGGCAUUCUUAAAGGCAUGUUUGAGGAUGGAAAGCUCAAGACCGUCAACCCUGCCGAUCGAUCAAACGCCAUGAGCAACCAGCUUCUGCGACAGCAAACCAUGGCCGCCGACAACCAAUUCCCUCCUGGCCCUGCUCCUCUGAGUCCUGCUCCUCUGUACUCGCAGCCCUACCAAUACCCUCCUCAGCAGCAGCCGCAGCCAUCACCGACAUAUCAGUACGCGCGCCCGGGCACAAGCGGUUCUCAGUAUCCCCAGUCGCCGUACCAGAUGCAGCAAGCACAGGCCCAGGCGCAGACGCCUCCGCCACCUUUCCAGAACACCAACAACUACGCGCCCCCGAUACCGCCAAAGACAUCCAUGCAGACCAUUCCCAUGGAGCUCCCAGGCGACUAUUAUCACCCGCAGCGAUCGCCAAGCCUGCACCAGUCUCAGCCGAGCCCCAACCUUGCUGGCAACAGCUACCGCAACUCGACCGCCUCGCAGGUCUCUUACGACCCCAGAUGGUCUCACCCGCAGGCGAGCCCGUCGGUGCCCGACUCGCAGAGGAACAGCAUGAAUUCCCAGCACAGCGGGUACGCGUCCCCCGGUCUCGCCCCUCAGGGUUUUACUGCGGAGUUAUCAGCGCACAACGAGACAGCCGAGGAGCAUAAGCACUAG
Messenger RNA from Fusarium keratoplasticum, 1203 nucleotides. RefSeq lists its product as uncharacterized. Lineage: Eukaryota; Fungi; Ascomycota; Sordariomycetes; Hypocreales; Nectriaceae. The record is from RefSeq and is a predicted model, not a curated record. The coding region runs from base 1 to 1203 and encodes 400 amino acids. The transcript has a single exon.